Molecule: messenger RNA, 2025 nt
Organism: Phycomyces blakesleeanus NRRL 1555(-)
Lineage: Eukaryota; Fungi; Mucoromycota; Mucoromycetes; Mucorales; Phycomycetaceae
Exons: 12
Coding region: 1-2025 (674 amino acids)
Biological process (GO): maturation of SSU-rRNA from tricistronic rRNA transcript (SSU-rRNA, 5.8S rRNA, LSU-rRNA)
Cellular component (GO): small-subunit processome; Pwp2p-containing subcomplex of 90S preribosome
Molecular function (GO): snoRNA binding; protein binding
Source: RefSeq, a predicted model, not a curated record
AUGGCCGAACGAGUACAAUUUAAUCUUGAGAGGAUGGUUCCUGCCCUCAUGGACCUCAUCAACAGAGGUCUAUUCACAAAGGAAGAAGUGAAAAAGAUUGUCGAGAAGAGAAAGUCAUUCGAAAGCCGCAUCUCCCGCCGCAUUCCGCAGAAGAUUGACUACCUUCGUUACAUUGAAUACGAAAUGAGCCUCGAUUCACUCCGCAAGCUCAGAAAAGCACGUCUUGCUGGCGAGAAUGCCAAGACGAUUAGCGAGUCAGAUUAUGCCGGCAAUAAACGAAUUUUCGAAUUGUUCAAGAGAGCAACCAACAAAUUCAAGGGAGAUGUUCGACUGUGGAUACAAUAUAUUGAUUUUGCCAAGAAGGUUAAAGCAAACAACAUUUUGAGUGGAAUCUUUGUUCAAGCUAUUCAGUUCCAUCCAACAAAGGCAACCCUGUGGAUUCUUGCAGCAUCAUGGGAAUACGAGACUAAUGCAAACAUCGGAGCCGCACGAGGCAAGUACAUUUUGAUGCAGCGAGCACUUCGUAUCAAUCCCGAGAACAAAUUGCUGUGGCACGAAUACUUCCGUCUCGAAUUGCUUUAUGUCGAGAAGAUCAAAAUUAGACGUAGAAUUCUUGGAAUUGACGAGAAAUCAAUUGAGAAAGAAGAGGCUAUGGAGGUCGAUGAAGAAAAAACCGAAGAUGACGGCAACGUUAUCAGACUACCAACAAUCACAGGAGAGAUGGUACAGGAUUGGAACAACGAGAGCAAAGAAAGAAAGACAGUGGACACUUUGGAGAAAUCAUCCGCAAAUGCAUUGAAAGAGGGCAUUAACCCCAUUCUUCGUGGACUUUUGGCAAAAAUCGUGUACAACAAUGCUAUCCAGGCAAUUCCUAAUGACCUUGAGUUCCGUGCUGGUUUUGUCAAUAUUUAUCGCAUCUUUACUGACGUAGAAGAGGGUUGCAAACAUGUAUUCGACACAAUCAUGCGUGAUAUGGCAACAUCUCCCAAAGCACGUGCUUACCUUGCAGAAAGACACUUGUUUGAGACGACCGUUGAUAACACACAGACUGGAUCGGAAAAAGCAGAAGAAUCAGAAGAAUCCAAAUACAUCUCAGUAUCUGAUCCUAGAUUUGUAACAGCUAUCAGAGCUUGUGUAGCAGAUUUUGAGGUUGCUGUUGAGGAAUUGACAUCACCAGAAAUGUGGAUGCUUUAUGUUGAGUUCCUUACAAACUGGAAAGAAACCGUGUCAGAAGAAAACUUGAAACUAUACCUCACAAAACUGUUGCAAAAGACAUUCAAGGCAUGUCAAAAGAAGGGUCUUGUGUCCGAAAAGGUUUAUGAGAUCUGGAUCAAACAACUGCAAAGCGAAAACAACAAUUUACAAGCACAAGAAGUAGCCAAAAAGGCUGUAAAGGCUUUCCCCCAAAACGCAAAUUUGUGGACGUAUAGAAUCGAUCUUGCACAAGUAGAAGGAGGAAAAGACGAAUCACAACAGGCACUUUAUAAAAAGGCACUAGAAAAGAACCCUGCAUCAUACACAAUGUGGUCUUCAUAUAACGACUGGAUUAUGCGUCAAUGGGAGUUAAAGACAUUCUCAACUGAAGAAACCAAUCAAAUAUACACUGAUGCUGGAUUCACAAUCACUCAACUCUUACCUUCUGUAACAUUAUCCACAAACGAUCGUAACAAAAUCAAGGACUUGAUCAUGUCCAGUCAUGUAAAAUGGGCAUCAAGAGCAUCUGGCAUCGAAGGAGCCAGAGCCACCUACAAAUCCAUCAUCAAAAACAUGUACCCUACCUUUGCUUUCUUCAAGACAUGUCUUGCCAUUGAAGAGGAAGAGAGCAAGGAACACGACACAUCCAGCGAGGCAGAACAGUUGUAUGACAUGGCAACGCGAAUGGAUGGCGACAAAGAAGACAUUUACCUUUCAUACAUUGCAUACCUGCGCUCGCAGAAAAAGUUUGACAAAGCCAAUCAUAUCUACAAAAAGGCUAUCAAAGAGGUCCCAGACCGAGAGAAGUUUGACGUUCUCUGUUCCGUGUAA